CUUUCGUGCCUCAGGUACAUUCGGGUUGCCUGAGGUGCUUUGGGUGCAUGUACCUGCCCACCUACCCACAGUCACUGUGCCUACAACAGUACGAUCUGCGCAUACGACCCGAGCCCGGCCGGCAGAGCGAUGGCGGAACAGCAAAACCGAGUGGCGCCUCCUUUCCCGACACCUCCUCCCUUCUACACCCACUUCACCAAGCAGAACAUCUCCCAGCUUCAGCAGCUUCGCAAGGAAGCGAGUGACCAUGGACCCAAGGCCGCGCUCGACCUCUUAUCGCUCCCCCCCGAACUCCGCUACCUUGUCCCUCCUGCCCCUCCGGCCGAAGACCAUUAUCGAACCUUUGGCGCCGCGAUCAACCUCCAUGCCCCCGAUGCUUCGCUCGGCGAUGCCAAUAUCGAACAGCUCUAUCCCGCCGACCCUGCGGCGACAUUACAUCCGCAGCCCCACCUUAUCGCCCUUUCCCGCAGUCUCCUGACCACAUUCUUGAGCCUCGUGGGCAUCAUGAGCCAUGAUCCGACCGGAUUCUACGAAGAGCGGGUGCAGAGCUUGCAAACAAUCAUGUUCAACAUUCACGACCUCAUCAAUCGAUAUCGCCCACACCAGGCAAGGGAAAGUCUGGCGUUGAUGAUGGAGGACAGACUCGUGAGCAUGAAAGACGAGAUACGUCGGAUAGAGGAUGCGAAGGCUGGCGUUGAACAGAUUAUGGCGGGGCUCAUCCAGGCUGGGGAAUCACAGAAUGCAGAACGGCAGGGAGAAGACGGUGGACCAGUUGGUGUUGAUGCUGGAGGGCCGCUUCGAAAGGUGAGCGACAAAGGGGCAAUGGAGAAGCAAAGGUCUGCCUGGGCGGCGAUCGAGAGCGAGACGGCAGGUUCAUGGUAGAGUGUCCAGGCUACA
Messenger RNA from Neohortaea acidophila, 897 nucleotides. Its product is annotated as MED7 protein-domain-containing protein. The coding region runs from base 130 to 882 and encodes 250 amino acids. Gene Ontology annotation, molecular function: transcription coregulator activity. The transcript has a single exon. The record is from RefSeq and is a predicted model, not a curated record. Gene Ontology annotation, cellular component: core mediator complex; mediator complex. Gene Ontology annotation, biological process: regulation of transcription by RNA polymerase II. Lineage: Eukaryota; Fungi; Ascomycota; Dothideomycetes; Mycosphaerellales; Teratosphaeriaceae.